AUGGAUUUGGGUCUCUUGGGCCUGCCAGAUGCACUCCAAGGUUGCAGCAAGAUCCUGCAGGGAGCGCGGGGCAGGGGCCCGGCCUUGCGCAGGCAGCGCGAGUUCCUGCCGGCAGAGAAGAAGGACACGGUUUACUGGGAGAAGCGGCGGAAGAACAACGAAGCAGCCAAGAGAUCCCGGGAGAAGCGGCGCCUCAAUGACCAGGCCCUGGAGGGCAGGCUGGCCGCAGUGCUCCAGGAGAACGCUCUGCUCAGGGCUGAGCUGAGGGCGCUCAAGCGUCACCUUGGCCUCCUGUCCCCCGCUGGCACCGCCCGGAGCCUGCCCUUGCAGGCUCUGCUGUGGACGUCCCCCUGGACGGAACACGCCCUCCCCGAGGCUGGACCACUCCCAGCUCUGCCUGGCUCGCAUGGCUGCGUCUUGAGGCCGUGCUGCCUGGACGCUGGGGUUCCAGGAUGCCAGGCCUGCCAAGUGGCUCACAGGUGGACUGGCCUGGCCACUUCCUCCAGGUUCCCCCAGGACCCUGCCCCCACUGACCCCAAGAGAAUGGAUGUGGAUGUGGCCUUGCAAGCUGCUGUCCCAGCCAAGACCUUCUUCAGCUGUCACAUCCUGGGUGGGCAUGGGGGACCCAGACCUGAGCUCUGGCCCUGCUGGGGGCUAUGGUCUCCUGUGCAAACUGGUUGCCAGGCCUCGGGGGCCUCAGAGGUGUUACUGACACCCACUGCUGAUCCCAUGGGGUUGCCAUCUGGGAUGGCCAGCUCCGCCCCAGGGAACCAUCCCGGGUGUCUGGCUCAGCCCUCCCUGCCCCAUAAACUGCGCAUCAAGUCCCGAGCCUAUGGCAGAGCACCUGGAGGCUGCAAGGGGGGCCAGGGACCCCUCUGA
This is a messenger RNA of Eptesicus fuscus (big brown bat), 879 nucleotides long. It is a transcript of the gene NFILZ, whose product is annotated as NFIL3 like basic leucine zipper. Gene Ontology annotation, biological process: regulation of DNA-templated transcription; circadian rhythm. Gene Ontology annotation, cellular component: nucleus. The record is from RefSeq and is a predicted model, not a curated record. Lineage: Eukaryota; Metazoa; Chordata; Mammalia; Chiroptera; Vespertilionidae. Gene Ontology annotation, molecular function: DNA binding; DNA-binding transcription factor activity. Bases 1 to 879 code for a protein of 292 amino acids. The transcript has a single exon.